UCAAAAAAGCUGGUCAUAUUUCGCCUCUUUUGUGUGGUUCUGUGUAAGUUGCAUGAAAACGGUGGAAAAGCACUUGAAAGACACCGUGUGUGUUGCUUCGGCAGCCGCAGACACCAUGAAAGCCAGCCUCAAAUAUUGAGCAGGUCAGGAAUGUGAGAAACUCUUGCCCCGCACUCGACUUAACUGCCUGCUUCUACCUGUUUCACUGGUGUCUCCUGCCAACUGAUCCAGGGACAUACUAGAGGGUGUGCUUUCAAGUUAUGAACAAGAAGCAUUGCACUGAUGCCUGCAAAACGGAAGAUAAUGCACAGAUGGAGUCAGAACAAAGAUCCUCUGCUGAAGCCAUUUGAGCAUGGUUUCAAAAGAGAAAUUGUGCUAAGAAGUGACAGUGCUACAAGGGGACGUGAUGUGUAUUAUAUCAGCCCGAAGGGCAAGAAACUGAGAUCCAUGCCGGAUGUCUUUUCUUAUUUGCGGAAACGCGGAGGCACGGAGCUGAGAGAAGUCAACUUCACCUUCUGCACGUGUCCAAUCUACAAUCCACCCUAUGAAGUUGUAAGACAGGCAAAGCCCAGGAGCAUGCUGAAGGCCUCUCGUUGCCAGACUUCUCGUUCAACAUUACACAGGAGCACGAAGAAAUCUGGAGUGGAGGUCCAACUCAGCAGUCACCCAGUUAGGAAAUUGGAAUGUGGACACAAGGUUCCUGCAAACCUUGCGCUGAAAGAACCAAUGGGCAAACAGAGACAGCGCAAGGAGGCUAAAGAGAGACAUGUAGAUGAUUCUGUCCUCAAUUACGGAGACUAUGGAGCUUGUUUUAAGGAACAAAAUGUGAUCUGUGCACAACUGGUGGUAUCCAUCACACAUAUGCCUCUGCUAGACUCGCAAAGUUUGAAAGAUGCCCGAACUGGAAUGGAAAACACGGACACAAGAUGUACAGUUUUCAGAGGUGUGACAGAUGAACGGCCUGGUACUUCUCGAGACAAGAAGGCUCCAAAACUCAUGUCACAGGUGCAAGACAAGGGGAGCAAGAAAAGAAAACUCCCUGGGAACACUACACCAAAGGUGCUGGAUGGGGUAUCUGCGCACACCAACGCUACACAGCUGAAACCCACACCUACAAAGACAGGAGUAACAGUGAUGCCAAGCUACAUCCAAGACUAGGAAGCAGCCAACUGCUGCUUGCUGUCCAAGCCAGACAUAUUUUUGAUACAGAAAGAAGAUGGUUAAGAGCAUCUAAGUUUUAAAGGAGCACUGAGGUGACCCCCAAAGAUUUUUUAGUUUUUCGGUGCUUAGUGUUCUCCAACCAAUAAAAUGAGUUUCUGCGAAAGAAUGAUGAGGAUAGGCUACCUACACAGCGAGCGCGAGAGCUCUGUUCCGCACACUUUUAAAAGAUCCUUUUCCUUGUGAAAAGAGCGCAUCGCAGAACGAGAGGACGUCAUGACGUAUGCUACUCCCCUCACGUGACCAGUGACGUACGGCGGCACAGCUCAAGCAUGUGUAAGCGGCGCUUGAGCAGUGAAGAAAAAAAACGAAGAAACAAAGCACGGAGCCUUCACCACGUCACGAGGGCACCGUGUCGGCCGUCUGCGGCUGCUUUCACCGACUGUUUUUUGUAAAUUCGAUUGCUAUAUAACUCACUGCACAGCAAAAUGUUUUACAUGGUAAUUCCUGGUGGAUAGCUUGACAGAUGAGGCAGGAUUUCGAGCGAUGUUAAAUGUCACCUCAUUGCUCCUUUAAUGAGACAGGACUUUUGUGCAGAAGGUUGCACUUCUUCAGGUCUUCAGGUGACCUGAAGAAGCGCAGCCUUCUGCACAAAAGUCUCAUCUCAUUAAAAUUUAGAUGCUCUUCACAGUCUUCUUUCUGUUGUAAAUUUCUAUUGCCGGAUACUUGCACAUUGCUCUUCUAUGUACUACAAUGACAAGAGGAGUCAAGUUGUGAUCCUUGUCCUGACAACAGAGUGCCUUUCCAUCUUCAGUGAGGAAAGAAGACCUGUUAGAACGAUCAUUUUCUGUGGCAGAAGUAACAUGUGUCGCGUCAGCUACAAACCCUUCUGUCCUCAUUUUGGGCAGGGAGUCACAGUCUGAAACAUUGGAGGAAGAGGUUUCCUGGUUCCGGAAGCGACCACGUGUGACUGCUGUUCCAGAAGAUGUUCCCAAAAAGUGGCGGUCGAAGACCACUGCCAUCAUCGGUGAAAUGGCUGCAGCUGCAAAAAAUGCAAUGUCCUGAAACGAUGUGUCUUCGUAAUUGCGAUUGACAGAAGCAACGAUAGCGUGUCACAGCUCCACCCGAUAGUGGCUACUUAUGACAUAGAGGCAAUGCAGUGGCAAUGCCAUUUCGAAUGCACAAAAUUGAUGUGUCCCCCCUCUCCCAGAUCGUGCUGCGGGCAGUCUCCCGAAUUUUUUGUUCGUCAGGUUGGCAGGUAUUUAUUUAUUCAUAGUGCAUGUGCUGCCAAUCGGCAUGCGUAGCAGGAAUGAAACACGUUCUUUGAGCAUUCCUCCACACAAGCCUGAUUACAACUAGGGAAACACACAUAAGAAAACAUUACUAAUUAGCCUGUUACCAAGUUUAUUAGUUCCAACAGUGUACAAAUGGAGAGGUAUUUAAAAGAAACUUACUGAUGGUUAGCUGCAUAGCCAAUACUCAAGUCCACAAAACAAAAUUGUCAGUACUACCAGCCAAUGAAAGCAGUUCCUUGUGUGACUGCUCUUUUGACAGGCAGAUAGUACAUUUGGAGGUAAGCAGCGUGUGCAGACAUGGGCCAUCAAUGUGCAGAGGCCAUUUUCUGCUGAUAGGAACAUUUGACAAGGGAAUGAAAAGUAUGAAGUAGGCAAAAGUGCUGUUUGAAUUAAGCAGCUUUUCAAUGCAUCAAAAACAUCAUUUGAUAAAAAAAAGAAAUAUGUUUGAAUUAACAGAAAGUAUGAUAUAUCUGAGUUUGAAUUAAUGAAAAUGCGUAUGCGUUGCACGGAACUGUACAUGUGAUACCAUGUGACCAUAAAACUAAUGAAGACAAAUCUGUGUAGAAAAAAAGAAAAAUCCAUCCUCCAGUGUAUCAGUCACUGAAAUGCAUGUGGGUGGUGUCAUUGUUGCAAAUUUCGUUUCACAAAUGUAUAAGGAAGGAGUCUUUGGGAUAGAACUGUUCUUAACUGUUGAGCGUAUGCUGUUGCAUUCUCGCAAUGACACUUCCUAUACUGUUAAAAGCUGGUUUGUGCUUUCUAUUUCCUGGGGGAUAUGUGAUAUUAGUGUUCUUAAGAAACACUGUCUACUGCUUUCCGGGCCUUCUUUUUUUUGUUAUGUGCCCUCCACUGAGAGGUGCUUGUAGCAGCGACACCCCAGCACUGUCUUUUGUGUUUUGUUCUGCCCAGCAUUUCAGUAUAUAUUCUGUAACAUCGAAUAAAGCUUCACAGAAAAUUCAGAAAAAAAGAUUGAAAGUACGGAGUGUUGUUAGCAGUACAUACCUGCAUGAUUUGUGGGUAGCAAAAUGUAAUUCUGUUCUUAUCAAUGAAAAGUUGGUUGGAACAAAUGCUGUUUUUUUUAAAUCUUUACAUCCUCAUAUGAAAAUAUUUAACAAGUUGAU
Ornithodoros turicata is the source of this 3571-nucleotide messenger RNA. RefSeq lists its product as uncharacterized. NCBI's taxonomy places the organism in Eukaryota, Metazoa, Arthropoda, Arachnida, Ixodida, Argasidae. Bases 283 to 1158 code for a protein of 291 amino acids. Gene Ontology annotation, molecular function: DNA binding. The record is from RefSeq and is a predicted model, not a curated record. The transcript is spliced from 15 exons.